AUGAUGCUCAACUCUUUACCCAACGUCUACGCCCUAGGGCUUGCAGCAAUAUUUCUUGCCGCCGUCUACAUCUACAGAGACGUGCGAUGGCGCCGGUUUUCUCAACACGCUGAUCUACCGCAGCUCAAGCCUUCGUUGGUUUGGGGUCACCUGAAAACCCUUGGUGAGAGGCUCAGCAAAAAACCAGCUGGAAUACACCAUGAUUACGUCUUUGAAGAAAUCAUGCAGGAGCUGGGUAACCCGCCCAUGUUCAACUUUGACAUGAGGCCAAUUUCCCGACCCAUGGUUGUGAUCACCAGCCAUGAACUUGCUGAGCAGGCUAGUCGCGCGUCAAAGACUUUCCCGUGGUCGACAAACAAGUCGCCCACUUUGUAUGAGAUUUCCCCGCUCAUCGGUGAAAGCUCGUUGCUGGCCAAGGAGGGCGAGGAGUGGAAGGCUCUCAGGCGGAGAUUCAACCCAGGCUUUGCGCCCAAGCAUCUCCUCAGCCUGCUCCCUUGCAUCUUGGACAAGACACAGUACUUUAUCGACCACCUCGACCGGCUAGCGAGGUCGGGAGACGAGUUUCUGUUCAACGAGCUUACCACCAACCUUACCUUUGACAUCAUCGGCGCCGUUGUUCUCGACGUCGACCUCGAUGCCCAGAGGGGUAAGAGCGAGCUGGUCAACGCCUUCCAGGCCAUGAGCAAGACCUUCCUGAAUCCUUCACCCCCUGGCUUUGCCAAAUUCUUCCUGCGCCAAAGGUAUAUUCGCUGGGGCCUCCGCCGCCGCAUGGAAACUGUUCUCAGGCGAUACAUUAUAGAAUGCCACGAAAAGCAGAACCAGGCCCAUGGCAGCAUCGGCCGAUCACGCAGUGUUCUGUCGCUCAGCCUCGAGGGCUUGGAUACUCUAGACGAAUCUCUGAUUGCCAUGAUAGGCGACCAGAUGAAGACGUUCUUGUUCGCCGGCCACGACACCACCAGCAUAGCGCUUCAGUGGGCCAUGUACGAGCUCGCGCGCACGCCGCGGGCCCUUGCAGCCAUCCGAGCCGAGCUAGACGAAAUCUUUGGGCCAGACACGGAUCCCGCCACCGUGAGGGACCAGCUCCUUGGCCCCUCCCGCGAGGAGCUUUAUGCCCGGUUGCACUACACCUCGGCUGUCAUGAAGGAGACGCUUCGUCUGUACCCGCCUGCCGCAACUGGUAGAUUUGCCCCCAAGGGCAGCAACUUCCGCUUCACGAUGCCUAACGGCCAGGGCAUGUCCCCUCUCAUGGACGGCAAGAUCCUGUAUAUUUGCCACUACCUGAUACAACGCGACCCGGCAGUUUACGGUGACACGGCCAACGUCUUUGAGCCGGAACGAUGGCUCGGAAACACGGAUACGUCAAUGGCGAGUGGUGGAGAUCUGAACGAAGCCGCUGCCGGCCUGAUGGGUGAAAAGCACGCCAUCCCGGCCUCUGCCUGGAGGCCAUUCGAGCGUGGUCAGAGGAAUUGUAUAGGACAGGAGCUCGCCAACAUCGAGAUGAGGGUCAUCCUUGCUUGCAUCGUGCGCAGGUUCGACUUUGAAAAGGUUGGUUUGGGCGAGCUUUUGAGGGAUGAGAAGGGCAACUAUGUGAUGGAUGCAUACGGGCAAUAUAAGCCUGUUAACAGGCUCUACAACGCAACCAAAAUCACCGCACAGCCUGCGGACGGGUGUAGAAUGAGAGUAAGGCUGAGUGAUAAGGCUCAAGCUGCUAGCAAAGCUUGA
Molecule: messenger RNA, 1722 nt
Organism: Pyricularia pennisetigena
Lineage: Eukaryota; Fungi; Ascomycota; Sordariomycetes; Magnaporthales; Pyriculariaceae
Exons: 2
Coding region: 1-1722 (573 amino acids)
Molecular function (GO): oxidoreductase activity, acting on paired donors, with incorporation or reduction of molecular oxygen; heme binding; iron ion binding
Source: RefSeq, a predicted model, not a curated record